AUGUUUAACGCUACUGUGUCGAAAGUGAAUAAGCUGCUUGGACCACUAAAGCUUACUUGCCCACAAUUAACAACUGUGUCAGUCAGAUGGACAUUAUAUCUGUUCCCUGUUAAAUCACAACUCUGUCAAAGCCAAAGUGAAAGUCAAAGCCACCUUCAGGGCAAGAUAGAGCGCGUGGAGAGAAGAACCACACGAUGGAUACUGCGGUCUCGUAUCGGAGAAAUGUCUUGCAAGGAAAGACUAAUUAGACUGGACAUGUUACUACUAGUAUUAUGAUAGAGAGCUCAAUGAUAUAACAUUUGUUUACAAAUGCUUGUAAAGGCAAACAGAUCUAAACGUACAUAACUUCGUUUCUUUUGUAACUCACGGCCAAACUAGGCAAAGUAAUUCCUUUAAGUUAAAAAUUUCUUUUCGCAAAACGUCCGCAUUUAAGGCCUCUUACUUUAAUAGGAUUGUCAAAUUACGAACUUCACUU
Molecule: messenger RNA, 475 nt
Organism: Porites lobata
Lineage: Eukaryota; Metazoa; Cnidaria; Anthozoa; Scleractinia; Poritidae
Source: the annotation of a GenBank genome assembly